Molecule: messenger RNA, 6534 nt
Organism: Zootermopsis nevadensis
Lineage: Eukaryota; Metazoa; Arthropoda; Insecta; Blattodea; Termopsidae
Source: RefSeq, a predicted model, not a curated record
CGGUGUUUGGUUUGAGUGCUCGGCGCAGUGGAAAUGGACUCCGUAACUUCAGUUCUUCCAAAGAAGACAAUGGACUCGUGUGUACGAUCACCAACAUUCCGGGGGUAUCUGCUGCUGAUUUUUCAAGAUAUAAACGGAGAUGAAGGCGAGCCGUGCGAGAAGACGUAUUGUGCGUACGGGGCGAGCUGUGUGCAGACUGCAGACGGCCGAGCCGAGUGUCAAUGCCCCACGGAGUGCCCCACCAUGGUCACGCCCGUGUGCGGUACAGAUGGCGUCACGUACAAGAACCACUGCACCCUGAGGAUGAAGUCAUGUCGCCAGGAGAAGAACACGCGCGUUCAGCAUGCCGGGGACUGCGAGAUGGCGGACCCAUGCCGCGACAAGAAGUGCCCGUUCGGGGCGCGGUGUGUCGCCUCUAUCGACGGUCGCAGUGCCACCUGUGAGUGUCCCACGCGAUGCCCGGCCUACGGAGACCACGCUGGAUCACGGCCAGUGUGUGGAAGUGACGGCGUCGAUUACAAGGACCAGUGCGAGCUGAGGCGCGCGGCCUGUGACGCGAAUCGGGAGGUCACAGUCAGGUUCCACGGCAAAUGUGAUCCCUGCGAGAACGCGAACUGCGUUCAGCCAGAGGUGUGCCAGUUGGACGAGCAGAGGAAUCCGGUGUGCAGGUGUGGGGACACGUGCUCCCUGGAAUUCACGCCGGUGUGCGGCUCUGACGGCAAGACGUACCAGAACGAGUGCAGCCUCAGACAGGAGGCCUGCAGGUCCAGGAAGAAUCUCCGAAUCAUCUACCGCGGCAAGUGCAGCUCAGGUGUGAACCCGUGCGUGUCUGUGCGCUGUGAGCCUGGCGAGGAAUGUGACAUCAACAAGUUCGGAAUCGCUCGCUGCGAGUGCCCGCCCCAGUGUGAACCCAUCAUGCGCCCUGUGUGUGGACAAGAUGGCCGCACGUACGAGUCGCUGUGCGAGCUGAGACGGGCGUCUUGCGUGCAGAAGAAACUCUUGGAGGUCAAACACACGGGCGCUUGUGGUGGAAUGAGUCCCUGCAGUUCACACCAGUGCGACUUCGGCGCGCAGUGCGUGGAGCGAGGCGGACGGGCCGAGUGCGCGUGUCCGGCUUGUCCGGCCGAGUUUGAUCCCGUCUGUGGCUCGGACGGCAUCUCGUACGGCAACGAAUGCAAACUGCUGCUGGAGGCUUGCCAACACCGCCGCAAAGUCACGACCCUCUACAAGGGCUUAUGCAACGGGUGUGAAAACAAGAAAUGCGAUCACUACGCCAUCUGUGAGAGCGACGGCAGUGGCGCCGCCAAGUGCGUGUGUCCCGAAGCUUGUGUCGAGGUGCACUCGCCCGUCUGUGGUACAGAUGGCGUCACUUACAAGAAUGAGUGUGAGAUGCGGGUUGCAACUUGCAGGAGCAAACAGUUUGUCAUGGUUGCGUAUAAGGGAGACUGCGACCUGUGUCAGGGGGUGGAGUGCCAGUGGGGCGCGAGGUGCGAGGCGGGGGCGUGUGUAUGUCCGACCAACUGCGGUGGCUCUACCGGCAUCCACAUGUCGGAGCCUGUUUGCGCUUCGAACAUGGUGACGUAUCCUAGCGAGUGCGAACUACAACGCGCCUCGUGCAACCUUCCGCGUGGCAGCCCGACGCUUACCGUCGUGUUCUAUGGGGAUUGCCGUGAGAAGAACGCCGUUCCUCCAACCACUCCGACUUUACCGUCGUCAAGGCAGGGCCACCAAGUGACCUCUGUCACCGUCCGGCCUCACGUAACCAUACCAAAUGCCAUUACUAACGGUGGUAACAAGACCUCGGUGGGCAGUAAUGGCGUCGGCGAAGCGUGUCGCGACAUCCACUGCGACUUCGACGCCACGUGCGAACUGGGACCUGAUAGCUUUCCGCGUUGCUCGUGUCAAUUUCACGUAUCGUUGGCCGUGGGCGAAGGCGGAGGAGGAGGAGGAGGAGGAGGAGGAGGGAAGGCGGUGUGCGCGUCAGACAUGAGGCUGUACCCUUCCGUAUGUGCGAUGAAGAUGGAGGGGUGCCAGAGGCAGGAGGAACUGAGGCUGCGGCCGCUAGACCUCUGCGAAGGUAUGAAAGUGAAGCCUUGCAAUGGAGAACCCCCAUUGGCUGACCCAGACACAAGACGGGAGUUUGACUGUGGGAGUGGACCAAACAGACAAGACUGUCCUUCGGGGAGUUACUGCCAUCAGACACCUCACUUUGCACGAUGUUGUAAGAAAGACAUGAACGCAAACCACAAAAGCUGCGAAGACUCGUGGUUCGGCUGCUGUCCCGAUGGGAAGACUUCUGCACUGGGGGCGGACAACGCUGGUUGUCCUUCCAUGUGCGGCUGUAAUAAACUCGGGUCUUACUCAGACACCUGUGAUCCCGUAAGUCAGCAAUGUUCGUGUAAACCAGGAGUGGGUGGACUCAAGUGUGAUCGAUGUGAACCAGGAUUCUGGGGUCUUCCCAAAAUAUCUGAGGGAUAUCAGGGAUGCAUUCCGUGUGGUUGUUCGUCGUUUGGGUCCGUACGAGACGACUGUGAACAGAUGACAGGACGUUGCGUGUGUAAGCCAGGAAUUCAGGGGCAGAAAUGUACAGUAUGUACAGGUCAUAACAAGAUCCUGGGGCCUACUGGAUGUGUCUCUGCUGACUCGACAACGCCUGUGCCUGGUUCGUGCGCGGAACUAGCGUGUUAUUUCGGUGCGUCCUGCGAGGAACACCGUCCCGGACACGCAGAGUGUGUGUGUCGUUCAACCUGCGCAGAUGAAGACUCUGGUGGCUCUCGUGUCGUCUGCGGUAAUGACAGGCAGACGUAUGGCUCGGAGUGUCAGCUCAAACUCUUCGCCUGUCGCUACCAGAAGGACAUCGUCGUUCAGGCACUUGGAUCUUGUACAGAAGGCAUGUUCCCGGGGACGGAAUGGCCGCUGCGACGUUCGACUGCCCACCGCUUCACAGAACCGGAGGACGUAAGCUCACCACUGUACAAGUCGACACGCCAUUUGCUGGUGCCAGACCCCCCGAACUACCGCUACUACUAUACCAGUCGCAACCAGGAUGAAUCAAACAGCCUCACGUCUCAGUCGUUACACCAACUGGGAUCUGGAUAUAUGCACAGUGGCAAUGACGUUUACUCUGCAGCUGGCUACCGUCCAACUCCUGCCACGAUUCACGUGAUAACAGCACUGUUAGGGGAUUUGUGCAUCGUUGAUUCGGACUGUGGAGUUAAGUAUAGUCGCUGUGUUGGUGGGGGCUGCGUGUGCAAUGAGGGAUACGCUGAGACGCCUGACAGGCAGGAGUGCCUUGCUAACAUGCCACCUGUUCAUCCGACAAUAGAAUUCAGAGUCUGCGCGUCACGACCUUGCCAAAAUGGCGGAACGUGUUUCGACAUGACUCAUGGCUCCUUCAGCUGCCAGUGCGAGUCUCAUUGGACAGGAUCGCAGUGCGAAGAUCCGGUCAUACAGCGAGCCUACGACAUACCUGCGUUUGAUGGCCGAUCGUACGUACGACUCAAACGACUGAAGGCUUACAACAAACUGAGUCUCGAAGUGGAGUUUAAGACGUACGCUAACGACGGGAUUAUUCUGUACAACCAGCAGAAGGAAGACGGAACUGGAGACUUUGUGUCUCUCGGUUUAGUAAAUGGGUAUGUCGAGUUCCGCUACAACCUCGGGAAUGGACCAGUAGUGAUCACGUCGGUAGACCGCGUUGAGAUGAAAAAGUUCCAUCGUGUGGUGGUAAAACGUUACCACCGAGAUGGAAUGCUCAAACUGGAUGACUACGAAGACGUCGCAGGCCAGUCACAGGGGUCUCUGAAAGCCCUUGAUUUGGUCGAGGACGCCUACAUCGGAUAUGUGCCUACGAAUGUUUCGAGGGUGUUUGAAAACAUCGGAACCGCACUGGGUCUAAUGGGCUGCAUCCGGAAGCUGAAGAUUGGCCGCCGGCUUGUCGAGUUGCACGAGGGUCUCGACGCCAUGGUGGAGAGCGCAGUUGGCGUUCGAGAGUGUGGGGAGAAUCCGUGUUCCAGCCUUCCUUGCCUUCACGGCGCCACCUGUCACGCCAUAGACUCGGACAAUUUCCAGUGCGCGUGUACACGGGAGUUCACAGGAGAUUUGUGUGAAGAGCGUGUGGACCCUUGUCUUUCUCAGCCUUGUACCUCCGGGUCGACGUGUGACGCCCUCCCACAGGAGGGUUUCAUCUGCAAGUGUCCUCCGGGCAGAAAGGGAAAAUUGUGCCAAGACCUAGAUGCUGAACUGCAUGAAAUCUUUAUCCCCGAGUUCAACGGAGAUUCGUACCUGGAACUGCCGAGACUCGAGGGAGUGGGUCGUGCCUUCUCGCUCGAAGUGUGGUUUCUGUCUCGGGAGCCAGACGGAGUCCUGUUGUAUAAUGGACAACUCACUAACGGAAAGGGUGACUUUAUAUCCAUACACGUCAUCAACGGACACGUCCAGUUUCGGUUUGACCUCGGCAGUGGUGCGGCCAACAUCACCUCGACGGAGCCGAUUAAGCUCGGGCAAUGGCACGCGGUCAAAGUGAGUCGGCUCAACCAGGCAGGAAUCUUGCAGCUGGACGGGGGUCCUCCUGUCAGGGGCAUAUCUGGACCACCUCUGAAUGAGCUGAACCUAGAGCUACCCCUGUAUAUUGGGGGAGUUGCGUCUAUGAUGGAGGUGAACCGGGAUGCUGGAUUAACCAGAGGUCUUAAUGGAGCGAUUCAGCGUCUCCUAGUUAACGGUCAGACUUGGCAGAAUCUGGCAGAGAGAGCCAACUCCGAGCGCCAGAGAGGAAUAUCACGCUACGACGGUCCCCCAUGCCCCAUAUCCACCGACGCUAAUCCGUGCCUUAACGGUGGGAUCUGUCAGCCAAUGGCGGCCACGUACGUGUGCAAGUGCCCUCUUUUCGGGAGCCACUGCGAAGAUCACAUUCGGAACAUCGACAUGGAAAUGCCGAUCAGGUUCGCAGGAGAGACGUUCUACCAGUAUCCUAACAAAGUCAGCAAAAGUGCUAUUAACGUGACUCUAGACACUAACCAAACGAGCGUAGAAGUCGAGGAGGAGGAGGAGGUUGUUGAUGACGAAGAAGUGGAAGGAGAAGAAUACGACAUGAAUGAGGAGGAAGACAUGUACGAUGAAGACGACUCUGGCUUCUUUAAUAUCGGGAGGAAGGGCGAGAGGACUAACAGGUAUGAGUUGAAGUUCCGGACAACGGAAUCGAACGGCCUGAUCCUGUGGUUGGGGAAAGGGAGGACCCUUGCUGGGGACUUCCUCGCAAUUGCCUUGGUCAACGGAUACGCAGAGCUCAGCUUUAACCUAGGUCGACAGCACAGUUUUCUCGCCGUCCGCUCCAAGGUUCUUGUGAGCGACGGGACGUGGCACACCUUACUGGCCCAUCGCCGCAAGAGACACGCUUGGUUGCAGGUGGACGCAGAGUCGCCCGCUAGGGGCGUGGCGCACCCUGGUGCCACGCUGCUCAACACCGACGCUCGACUCUGGAUCGGUGGAUCGGCGACGCUUCCCUCGGGACUCCCGGCGCCUUACUACGUAGGAUUCAAAGGCUGCGUGGAUAAAGUUAAAGUAUCCAGAAAACCAUUAGACAUGCUCAACAGGCUUGGAAAUGAUCAUUCUCCCAUCCAGUUCUGUCACGAUAACGACGUCUGACCUACGUGAUCGUAUCUGCUCGCGAUAAAAAGUUUCUCCUCUCUGCGCUAACGAGAUCUCGCGUAUUUUGAGUGAGAAAUUCUUUGGUAGUGUUCGGCAUUUUUGGAAGUUCCGAAGUGUGAAAGUACGUGAAAGUGUUGAAAGAUGACCGUUCCUUCAGGUCGUCAAAGCAUUUGAUUUUUCGUGUAGGAAAUGAGUAAGAAGAAGGAUGAUUAUCAUUAAGCCAGAUGUAAUUUUCUUCCUACAAAUGCACAAUGCGACAUAACAGAAUUGACUGCAAGAUUUUUAGUAUUUUAUCGAACCAAAUUCACCCGCCCCUCCACAGAUAUCGACCACGUCUUCUGUGGAACGUCCCGAAAGCAAACCAUCGCGUAAUCUGCGGACCAGAUAAUUGCAUCUCAUUCUACUCGUACAUAAAAGUCGCCCCUUCAGAACGAAAUCAAAUAUUCCGCGGGUUUGCUGAUGUUUUUUUUCUCGUAAUUUGAGUCGCCGUGACGAAAAAUGUUCACCGCUUAGUAUUUACGUAAUUUUUAACUUACUAUUUAAUAAGAACGGCAAAGAAAAUCGCUGAGUAGCCCAGCUGCUUGCCUGUCAUUCGUAAUAAAUUUACGAAAUUUUCCGCAUUUUCCCACGAGUCGAUAAGAAAAUGUCAAGUGUGGGCCCCCCCUGAUAUAGUGAAAACAGUAAAAUUUAAACUUUUAUUUUAACGAAAGGCGAUUACCUCGUUCGUAUUUACGAAUUCAGAUCUGGUGUCAGAUGACAGAAGUUUUACGUUACGUGAGAAUAUCUUCAUGACGUCAACAAGAAAUUGAAUCGUAUUUGAUGAACAUAAUUCGAAAAGAAAGUCGUCCCCCACUCUAAAAUGUGAUUAAAACUCAAAAUUAAAUUUAA